UUCAAUAGUAAUAUUACUAGUUCACUUGUACUACAGUCUAAAUCAUCACCAACGGUACCAUGACAGAAACCGCCGUUCUCGCUUCCCCGGCACCAGUCGCUGCGUCGCCGGCCGCUAAAAAGGUGCCCGCUAAGAAGAAGACUGCUGCUGCUGCUGCCAAGGCAAAAAAGCCCGCCGCGACUCAUCCGACCACUUCCGUGAUGGUCACGUCUGCCAUCAAGGAACUCAAGGAGAAAAAAGGUUCGUCUUUACCGGCUAUCAAGAAAUACUUGGCUGCUAAUUACAAAGUCGAUCCCGCCAAGCUGGCGCCGUUCAUUAGGAAAUUUCUGAAAGCCGCCGUCGCCAACGGAACAGUCGUUCAGACCAAAGGCACAGGCGCUUCUGGUCACUUCAAACUACCGGUCGCCGAGGUCAAACCGAAAAAAGCAGCUGUAGUCAAGAAAAAGAAACCAGUCGUCAAAAAAGUCAAAGCUCCCGGUGCCGUAAAGAGGAAAUCGACGUCCGCUAAGAAGGUGAAGCCCGCUUCCGGCGAACCGGCAGCUAAAAAAGUCAAAAAAGCUGUCGCCGCUAAACCUAAGGCUGCCAAACCGAAAAAAUCUCCGGUCAAGGCGAAAAAACCUGCUGGCGCUGUCAAACCCAAGGCGAAGAAAACUCCAACCAAGAAAACAGCAGCUCCCAAAAAGAAGUAAAUUGAUCCAAAUCGAUCAUCUUCAACCCUUAAAACGGUCCUUUUCAG
Messenger RNA from Rhopalosiphum maidis (corn leaf aphid), 736 nucleotides. RefSeq names its product histone H1A, sperm-like. The record is from RefSeq and is a predicted model, not a curated record. The coding region runs from base 60 to 689 and encodes 209 amino acids. Lineage: Eukaryota; Metazoa; Arthropoda; Insecta; Hemiptera; Aphididae. Gene Ontology annotation, cellular component: nucleus; nucleosome. Gene Ontology annotation, biological process: negative regulation of DNA recombination; chromosome condensation; nucleosome assembly. The transcript has a single exon. Gene Ontology annotation, molecular function: nucleosomal DNA binding; structural constituent of chromatin; double-stranded DNA binding.